GCUUCCCGGGUACCCUGGAGGUUGAUUGGAGCUUCCUCAUCUCCUUGUUCCAUUCUGUACCUAGUCCAGCACGGCUACACUGCCUUACACUACCUACACUACUACUACCAGCACUCGCUCGACAAGACAGACGGCCACUGCCUGCCUCCUGUUCUUCCAAUGCCCAACACGCAACACCCAAAGUGGUGAUCUGACAAGCCAGGGUUUAGUUCUACCUACUACAGUACCUAGACUACCUACACAGCAGUCCAAAGCAGUCAGACCACUACCGACUACGCUUUUCAUCCUUCCAACCAAGAACAUAGUACCCUACACUCGCUCGAUCUCUCCAGCAUCUCCCUACCACCCCGAGCACUCAGCCAUCGACCGCUUCGAUUGACCGACCCCCGGGACCGCACUCGUUGUACUGCUCGACCCUCUUCGCCCCCUUCAGCCGCCACGCACCACGACGACGACUCUACACUAUACUCCGCCAGCUAUAUGCUGAUAGCUUGGUUGGUUUCCAUACGACCGUCGCCAUAGUAUUGUAGUGUAUUUAGCCCACCUACCUAUCCUUCGCUUGGCGGCGUCGCCCCUUAGCACAAUGAACGGAGACUUCAGCCUGUCCCAAGCGCUUGGCGGCUUACGAAUUGCCAACCUCGACGAUGACGACUCCGUCCACUCGACCGAGAACGAUCAGACAACCCCCGAUGCUCCCGCCAAUCAGUCCUCUGCGAGCCGUCAAGACGCAACAACGAACAAUGCCCCCCAGACGACUCCUCCCCAGCCUGCACAGCCUGCACAGCCUCCUUCUCAGCGGACACCGUUGGACCUAGAACGGCAGGUCACCCCUCAAGACCCCCCGCAGCGCCCGCCCCAUACCUACGAAACCGCCGCCGCGAUCCUCAAGAAUGCCCAAGACAACCUCAGCGCCCGCGGAUAUCCCCCGACUAGUCAACAAUUGCCAGCAGGAAAUGGAAACUGGCCACCAAACUCAAGACCUACUCCCGGAGGGGCACUACAGUCAAUGGAGGGCGAUCCGCAGCGAGGAGCAUACCACCCACAUGGACACGGGACUGCAUAUGGGGACCUACGGAACGAGCUAAGGAACGAAAUCCAGACCGACACGUCUCGGACUUCUCUAUACGGCGUGCCCACGAUUUCGAGGAGCGAGUCUAGGCGUGCGCCCCCUGGUGCCCCCACACGAGAGCCGAGUCGAUCAUACCGCCAAGGCCGGCCCGGUCCCGGUCCUCCCAUGGGCGUCGAUCCCAACGGCGCGUUGCCUCCUAGGAGGAGCUCACGCGGGGUUCAAGGAGGAUAUUCCCAGAUCCCGGGCAUCCCCGUAGCCGCGCCGGGCACCUAUACGUCAGAAGCGCGGCUGGGAGAAGUACCACCCAUGCUCUCCACCAGCAGCGAGGAAUGGAAAGACCGGGGUGCGGCAGUCGGCGUUAGGAGAGAGGUGGAUGCCGAUGGGAGGGUGACAAUGAAGCCGGUCAAGAAAGGAGUGCGCGACUUCACCUUUGGGAGGAUAUUGGGAGAGGGCUCCUACAGCACGGUUUACCUUGCGACCGAUCGCCAAACCCUGAGGGAAUACGCCGUCAAGGUCCUAGAAAAGAAGCACAUCAUCAAGGAGAAGAAGAUCAAAUACGUCAACAUCGAGAAGAACACGCUGAACCGGCUGACCGAGCACCCGGGUAUCGUCCGCUUGUAUUACACCUUCCAGGACGAGACUUCGCUGUAUUACGUCCUCGAUCUAUGUACUGGCGGAGAGCUGCUGGGCGUGCUCAAGAAGACGGGGACGUUCGACGUGGAAUGCACCAGGUUCUAUGGCGCCCAAAUAUUGGACGCUAUCGACUACAUGCACUCGAGAGGUAUCAUCCACCGUGACCUGAAGCCCGAGAACGUGCUCCUGGACGAACAGAUGCACGUCAAAAUCACCGACUUUGGCACUGCCAAGCUACUGCGAGACCCUCGAGAUCCCAGACCACCAGAGGAAACACCCGGGCAAAGUGGCGAGGAUGACGAGCGAGCGGCCUCGUUUGUUGGUACCGCUGAAUACGUGAGCCCCGAACUCCUGACGGAAAAGUCAGCGAGCACAGCAAGCGACAUAUGGGCCUUUGGAUGCAUUAUUUACCAACUCCUCGCCGGUCGGCCUCCCUUCAAAGCAGGAACCGAGUAUCUUACUUUCCAAAAGAUCGUAAAACUCGAGUACGAAUUCCCGCCUGGUUUCCCAUCCGCUGCGCGCGAUUUGGUAGAACGAUGUCUUGUGCUGGACCCGGCUCAGCGCUUUACGGUUGAACAUAUCAAGAAGCACGAGUUCUUUGCCGGACAAAUGUUUGGCAAGGAGCUGUGGAGGAUGAAGGCACCGCGGCUGAGGCCGUACGUACCAGGAUCCCAGGAGCAGCAACCGCAAAUGAUGCAUUUGGGCGGAGGUGGGUCGAAUUCGAAUCAUAGUCAUCACUCUAUGCCCAUGGGCAACCCAAGCUCAACCAGAGGCAACACCACCACUCAAGGGGGACCGGCCAAUAACAACGUCAACCGACCUGCUAGGAUCAUCACCGAACUACCGCCUCCUACGCAACUGGAUCUUGACUGGUCACCCGUCCUGACCAAAAACAACGAGCGCAUCCUUAAGCUGGGCGACCUGAUGGUUGUGUCAUCGCCGAUACCGCACAGCCCACACGGCAAGGAAGGCGGAGAAGGGCAUAAGAAGUUGGCUCGCUUCUUUGGCGGCAGUACCACCAAGAAGAGACAGCGGCUUGUCAUGAUCACCUCGAGCGGCCGUAUCGUGUUUGCACCAGCCGGCGGCGAGGAGAAGAAGGCGAAGCAGGAGAUUUCACUUCUGGCUUCGGAUUGCACGUGGAAAGCCCAAAUCGACGCUAAGGGCCAGCCGGUUUGGUGUGUUGACACGGGCGGCGUACACUACACCUUUGAAGAACCCAAGUCCUCGGAAAAACAACACAAGGACAAAUCCGACAAGUCAUCAGACGGAGGAGCAGGAAGAGACGGUGCCAACAACAGCAGCAGCAGCAAGUCUACAGUAGACGAGUGGAUCGAGUCGCUGGAGCGGGCCAAGGACCUGGCGCUUUCCCAAAACCUGGUAGGUUCCAACGACAACUUUGGAGACAUGUCCAUGUCGUCCAGCCCGGCGGGUUCCAUGGUGAAUAUCGGUGGCGGAGGUGGACAUCAUCACAAUGGAAGGGGCCAUGGAAACUUUAGUGGCGGAGAGGGCGGGUACAGCAUCAGUGACCGAUCGGGCCGCAAUCAGCUGACCAAGAGUCAGGCGAGCCUGGAUGAUAGCAGCAGUGUUACAAAGCGCAAUCGGUUCAGUCGGAGGCAGUCGAAGAAUGGGUUGGGGGCUGCUUUUUGAAGGUUGUCCUUGACCUUGGUUGGAGGAGGAGGAGGACGAAGAAGUAGAAGAGGAGGAGGAGGUGGUGGUGGUGGUGGAUGAGGAACCAAGGUCAAGGUUCUAUCCGAUGAGAAGGAACAAACAAAUAGAGAGAGGCAGCAGCAGCAGCAGCAGCAUAUAAAGACAGCAAGCAAGCAAGCAAGCAGACAGCGACGGCAAUCAUUCAGUCAGUCAGUCAGUCAGUCAGCCAAGCAGCAGCCAAGGCAGCGAAAGAUGGGGAGAAGGGAAAGGUACGAAAUUCUAAUACUGUUCACACCUUGUACAUGCAAAAGCAAAUAUUGGAUAAAAGGUAUUGCGAUUCGGACGCUAGAUUCUUGUUGUAUGGUUUUUCUUUUUGUGACCUCGUCAGCGAUUCUUUCUUUGCUUCUCUUUAUCUGUUUGUUUUUAGUACAAGUAAUUCUUGACCAUCUUUUGUUGGACGUUGAAAUGUCAACUGGUCUCUCUCAGGGGUGUCACAUGACCCUACCACGAGUGCCAAGACGUGACAUUUGCCAAACUUCCUGCCCUGUGGAUGCGGU
This is a messenger RNA of Neurospora crassa OR74A, 3906 nucleotides long. RefSeq names its product serine/threonine protein kinase (gene stk-23). The transcript has 2 exons. The coding region runs from base 584 to 3349 and encodes 921 amino acids. NCBI's taxonomy places the organism in Eukaryota, Fungi, Ascomycota, Sordariomycetes, Sordariales, Sordariaceae. Gene Ontology annotation, molecular function: protein serine/threonine kinase activity; ATP binding. Gene Ontology annotation, biological process: peptidyl-serine phosphorylation; intracellular signal transduction. The record is from RefSeq and is a predicted model, not a curated record.